UAACAGUUGUGAACCAGUUGUUUAAUUGAUAAAUAUGUAGAUUACACAUGUAAGUGAUACAAGAAUGCAAGGUGCAAGUUCAUGGGAAAAAUGUAUGCAAGUUUAAAUUAAAAAUUCAUAAAUAGCAUGGCCGGACAGAAAAGCCACAAAGACAAUCGUGUAGGUUGAUGAUUGUAUAAGAGCAAAAGUUUAAUGCCACAAAAGGAAAUGCCCUCGCGGCAGAAAAAAAAUGAUCCUGCUACCGAUGCUGAAGGAGGAAAAAAAGGAAAAAUGGCAAGUAAAGCAGAAAAAAUAAAAUUACCUUGUCCGCACAGUUUCUGCAAUGAACCUUCAGAUCCAUCUUAUUAUCCGAAAGGGCUUCCUUGGGCCUCUGCAAAACUAAAAUGUCUUCCUGGUUAUUGCCUCAAUAGAAAGCAAUGGAAAGAAAGGGAGGCAAAAGAAAAAGCCAAAGAAUUAAAAAAGAAAGAAAAGAUGGCAAAAGAAAAGAUGGCGAAAAAAAAGAAGAAGAAAAAGAUAGAUGUAGAAGACAACAUUUUACUUUCUGAAAUAGAGUUUUUCUGGAGAUGUGUGAUGACGGCUGGAGAUGAUCUCGCCGAUGUUCGUUUCCGCGAAAGAAACGGUCUGGAACCUAGAAAAGAGGAAGAUGAUUCAAUGGAUGGAGAGAGAGGAGACAAUGAAAAUGAGAAAACAGAUGAACCUGAGCCAAUUAAAUCGAGUGAACCAUCUAAAUCAAGAGAACCAUCUAAACCAAGUGAACCAACUAAAUCAAGAGAACCAUCUAAAGCGAGAGAACCAUCUAAAGCGAGAGAACCAUCUAAACUAAGUGAGCCAACUAAAUCAAGAGAACCAUCUAAAGCGAGAGAACCAUCUAAACCAAUUGAAACAACUAAACCAAGUGAACCAACUAAACCAAGUGAACCAACUACACCAAGUGAACCAACUAAACCAACUGAACAAAUUAAAAAAGAGAAGAGGAAAUCCAAAGAUAAAAAAUAAUAAUUGAAAGCAAGCAAAAAAUAUAUAAUGAAAAAGUAGAAUCUAAAACCUCAAAGUAAAAAACAAUGAUGUGGCCCACAGUCUUCUCAGUGAUUAUUUGCUACAUUCUAAUAGAAGUUAAAGAAAUUACCAAGGUGCCUAUAGAAAAAGUUCUGGCUGGCAAGAACAACAGCGAUUGGCAUAUAAAACAAAUAUUGCCAUGGGCCAGUGGUAAACUGAAAUGUCUUCCUGGCUACUGCCCAAAAAGUAACAAGAUCCCCGGUACAGAAGAAGAAGGUGAAGAAGAUCAAAAAAAAGGCGAUGGCCAAGAGGAAGGAGUUUUUGAUGUCUUUUUAAGGGAGCAUAAAAAGAAGGUGAAACCAAAGUGUCAAUGCGAUCAUUGCAAAACUGACAGAAAGAAGAUUAAAGAAAAGAAAAAGAAAAGAAAACGAGAAAAAGAAUCAUCGUUGUUUUUAAAGAAAAUGCUAUGCCGUGAUGAUCCUGAGGUCAAUGAGGAAUUAAUGUUUUUCUUGAAAGUUAUAAUAAUGGCAAAUGAUAUGGAUGAACUUGAAGAAGAAUUAAGAAAAAGAAAACAAGAGGAAAGGAAAAAAAGGGCAGAAUCAAGAAAGAAGAAGCAGGCUGAGAAAAAAAAUGCUGAAAAUUCUGAAAAGAAUCCUGAUGAAUCCAAAAAGAAAGAUGAACCCCCUUCUAAUACUGAUGUAAGUCAAGCCUAAAAUGGGAAGCAGUGCUCGGAACCCCGAUGACACAGUAAACCCUACAAAAUUGAUGUGCUUAUUACAGAAAGAAAGAGAAUAUUUAAGCUCUAUGAACUAAAACAUAGAAAAGCUUAAAGUAUGGAUGGAAAAGUAACCCAUUUUUGAAAAAAGUCAUGUUGAAGGAAAAUGGAUUAUUACUGUCUUUAUAAAAUAAACUGUCUUGUCAUGUAAAA
Molecule: messenger RNA, 1924 nt
Organism: Cimex lectularius (bed bug)
Lineage: Eukaryota; Metazoa; Arthropoda; Insecta; Hemiptera; Cimicidae
Product: neurofilament medium polypeptide-like
Exons: 5
Coding region: 193-996 (267 amino acids)
Source: RefSeq, a predicted model, not a curated record